GGAGGAGGGACUGAUUAUUUGAAAGUGGCGGGACGCAUCUUUCUUUAGGGAAACAACUAUACACGGAUGUUUCUAUCAUCAACAGAUAAUAACGUCUUUACGUAAAGUAACGGUAUUGUGCGUGCGCGGUUUAGAUUAUGUUUUGUCCUGUUUGAGAUUGCUUUGGAUCUUGCGCGAAAAAGGAAAGUUUGUUGACAUUUGUUCCUCGAUCGGGAUUAUAGCGGACCGCAGUGUGGAAGAAUGACCAAGGACGACGUAAAGGCCAUUCCCGUGAGGGUUGGUCUGAGAUGCCGGCCUCUGGUUCCUAAGGAGAUCAAUGAAGGAUGCCAAUGCUGUCUUACUUUUGUGCCUGGUGAACCUCAAGUGAUUGUUGGCAAUGACAAGUCGUUCACUUACGAUUACGUGUUUGACCCAUCAACCGAACAGGAGGAAGUGUUCAACACUGCUGUGUCUCCAUUGUUAUCUGGGCUUUUUAAAGGAUAUCAUGCUACCGUUCUGGCUUAUGGGCAGACGGGCUCCGGCAAGACCUUCUCCAUGGGCGGCACUUACACGUCAGAACAGGAGAACGAGCCCACGGUUGGGGUCAUCCCACGAGUUAUCAGAAGAAUCUUUCAGGAAAAAGCGAAAUGUGCCGACUGUGAAUUUGUGCUUGCCGUGUCGUAUCUCGAGAUUUACAAUGAAGAGAUUCUAGACCUGCUGUGCACAUCGAAGGAUAAACCUGUCAUCAGUAUCAGAGAGGAUCCUAAAGAAGGCAUCAAAAUUGUGGGCCUGAUAGAAAAGGAGGUGUCCACUGCACAUGAGAUGGUGGGCUGUCUGGAAUUGGGGAACUCUGCGCGAACUGUGGGUUCGACAGCCAUGAACGCAGCCUCUUCCCGCUCGCAUGCCAUCUUUACCAUAUCACUGGAGCAACGGCGUAAUGGAGACAAGAGUGAUGUCAUGGUCUCCAAACUCCACCUGGUGGAUCUUGCUGGAUCUGAGAGACAGAAGAAAACAAAGGCAGAGGGUGAUCGACUCAAGGAGGGAAUCAGCAUUAAUCGUGGGCUGCUGUCACUUGGGAACGUGAUCAGUGCACUUGGGGAUGAAAGCAAGAAAGGAACCUUUGUACCAUACAGAGACUCCAAGCUGACACGUCUCCUGCAGGACUCUCUUGGAGGAAACAGCCACACCUUAAUGAUCGCUUGCAUCAGCCCGGCAGACUCCAACAUCGAGGAAACCAUCAACACAAUGCGUUAUGCUGAUCGUGCACGUAAAAUCAAAAACAAGCCCAUUCUCAAUGUCGACCCUCGCACAGCGGAAAUGAAGCGACUCAAACAGCAGGUUCAAGAGCUUCAGGUGAUGCUCCUGCAUGCUCGUGGAGGAGUUGCUCCUGUACUGACCGGGUCUGAGCCAGCAGAGAACAUCUCAAAGAUCCUGGAACAGAACCGUAGUCUGCAAAAUGAAAACCACAAGCUGAGCCGAGAGCUGAGCGAGACAGUGGGGCAGACGGCUCUCAUGUUCGAGAGGAUUAUCAUGACAGAGCAGGCAAAUGAUAAAUUGCAGUGUAAACUCGAGGAGUUGAUGCAACAUGCAGCGUGUAAGGUGGACCUGCAGAAGGUUGUGGAGACUCUGGAAGACCAGGAACUGAAGGAAAACGUUGAGGUGAUCAGGAACCUUCAACAUCUCAUUCUUGAACUGCAGAGUGAAAGUGCUGGGAUUGCGGCCACCAUCGAUGGUAUAACCUCAGGCAGUGCCUCCACCCUCGAGCCACAGACUGAGAUGACCACCUCUGGAGGUUCGCCAGUGGGCUGCAGCACUGAUGCUCAAGUCAAAGGUUCUCCUGAAGCAUACACAACCCAGCAUGCACUGCGACAGGCUCAAAUGUCUAAAGAACUGAUUGAGCUGAAUAAAGUUCUGGCGCUAAAAGAGGCUUUUGUCAAGAAGAUGUGUCAAAACGACAGUCAUCUGGAACCCAUGCAAACAGAACAUCAGGAGAACAUUACGAGUCUACAUAAGGCGGUUGGCUCCUUACAGAAAGAAAAGGAAGAUCUCCUCCAUGCCCUGCAGUCUGCUAAAAAGGACACCAAUCAGGCCAAACUCAGUGAACAGCGCAGGAAGAGACUUCAGGAGCUGGAAGGACAGAUCACAGAUCUGAAGAAGAAACUGCAGGACCAGUCCAAACUGCUCAAGCUCAAAGAGUCGUCCGUGCACAACGUAGCCAAACUUAACCAUGAGAUCCAGGCGAUGAAAUCUCAGCGUGUGCAGCUCAUGCGGCAGAUGAAGGAAGACUCGGAGAAGUUCCGCCUGUGGAAACUGAAAAAAGAUAAAGAAGUUCUGCAGCUCAAGGAGAAGGAUCGCAAGCGUCAAUAUGAGAUGCUGAAGCUGGAGAGAGACUUCCAGAAACAGGCCAGCGUGCUCCGUCGCAAAACAGAGGAGGCGGCUGCUGCUAACAAGCGACUCAAAGACGCUCUGCAGAAGAGAAGUGAAGUGGCAGAGAAACGCAAAGACUUUCAGAGUCGCGGAACAGAAGGUGUCGCUAGCAGAGUUAAGGCCUGGCUGCUGAACGAGGUGGAAGUGCUGGUCAGCACAGAAGAGGCCCGCCGACAUCUACAGGACCUGCUGGAGGACAGGAAGAUGCUAGCGGAGGAGAUUUCACAGCUCCGUCAGCAGAUGGAGGCGGGAGAGAGACCUGUAGCCAAAGUCAGGCGUCGCACCUUGACCAUCUCAGAGUUGGAGGGCCAUGGUGACCUGGAGGCUUCUAUCAGCAAACAGGUGGAGAGUCUGGAGACCGAGAUGGGACUCAGGAGCGCUCAGAUCGCUGACCUGCAGCAGAAAGUACUGGAUGCAGAUAAUGAAGGGCGAAUGAAGCAGCGCUGGGAUUCCAUCACCACCAUCAUAGAGGCCAAGAGUGCACUCAAAAUCCUCAUGGCUGAGGUUGUAGCUUCCAAGAUUGCUAAUGCCAAGCUGGAGAGUGAGCUGAAGCAGGAGAAAGCCAAUCUUUUGGACAUGCAAAAGAUCUUGUGUGAUGAGAGGAAACUCAUGUCUACUAUGGACAUGGAGCACCAGAGUCAUCUGGUGGAACUGGAGCAGAGACACCAGGAGAAGGUGCUGUAUCUUCUUGGUCAGCUCCAGAAUAAACCUGUUAAGGAGGACGAGAAUGAGGAGGUUUCUAAACGGGAGAAGGAACUGCUGCAGCGUCUAAAAUUCCAGGAAGAGGAAAUUGAAAAGGUGCGAGAACUCUGCGAGCAGAACCAAAAACUCAAGGAGGAAAAUGAACAAUACAAGCAGAAGUUACAACUGGCCCAGCUGACAAGUACAAAGAAAGUCCUGUCUACUUUGAACGAGUCACCCGAUACAUCUUUUGAAUACGUACCCCCUAAGCCUAAGCCCAAAAGCUACUCCACGGCACGGGCACGUCUGCAGGAGCCUAUAGAUCUAGAUGAACUGAUAUCUCCAUCUGAGUCUGAGAAGGAGGAAGACGAGUGGCGUCCAGAGAAAAACGAAAAAGCAAGAAGAUGCUCCAAGAAAUCCAAAAUGACCGGGUGUGCGUGUCGGGGUCGCUGUGUUAACAAGCUUUGUCGUUGCCGAAAGGGAAAAAUGACCUGCGGAGAAAACUGUCUCUGUAAUCAUGAGAAAUGUCGCAACAUGGAGAACCGCGCCAGUCUGGACCUGGCUGAAGUGAGUGAUGCGUCUAAAGAUUCUGUCACUGUUCCUGAGGACCCCACAGCUAUUAGUCCCCGGGACGCCACAUUUUUCAGACCCCCUAGUGUCCCACCUACUAAGAAGGAGAUUGUAGACAUGGGCCACCUGCCCGCAGACCUGAAGUUGGAGAAGAAACCCGUCCCUGCUGACAGCGACAGUGACAGUGAUGAAGCUGAAUCACUAAACAGCACCGCCAGCUUCCUCCGGAGGAACAAGCGAGGCCUUAAUAACUUUAAGAACAGCUUCUUUUCUGGCUGCACACCGAUCCGUGAAGAACAUUAGCAUUAGAGUAGCUGGAUGUGGUAAAUAUAACUGCUAGCAUGUCUUGUCUUUGUUUCGUCUUCUUUUCUUGUGAUUUUAUUGUAUGAAUUUAAUUAAAUUUGUAGUUGUAAAAUAGUUUAGGAAUAGCCGCUCAUUUUCAACAAUGGCUAAUGCACUAGCAGGGUGAACUUUCACCUGUCAUGGGUAAUUUAAUGGACUUUUAAAACCGUUGGACAGUGUAACAUUGGAAAACGUAUUUUUAGAUAUUAUUUCUAUUAAACUAUCAGUGGCAUCAAUAAA
This is a messenger RNA of Triplophysa dalaica, 4239 nucleotides long. RefSeq names its product kinesin family member 4 (gene kif4). Bases 241 to 3960 code for a protein of 1239 amino acids. NCBI's taxonomy places the organism in Eukaryota, Metazoa, Chordata, Actinopteri, Cypriniformes, Nemacheilidae. Gene Ontology annotation, biological process: microtubule-based movement; mitotic spindle organization. The transcript is spliced from 31 exons. Gene Ontology annotation, molecular function: ATP binding; microtubule motor activity; microtubule binding. The record is from RefSeq and is a predicted model, not a curated record.